This is a messenger RNA of Syngnathus acus (greater pipefish), 3261 nucleotides long. RefSeq names its product SOGA family member 3a (gene mtcl3a). The record is from RefSeq and is a predicted model, not a curated record. The transcript has 8 exons. NCBI's taxonomy places the organism in Eukaryota, Metazoa, Chordata, Actinopteri, Syngnathiformes, Syngnathidae. The coding region runs from base 26 to 3247 and encodes 1073 amino acids.
AAAAAAAAAACAAAACUCCAGGUUGAUGACUUUUUCAGCACCAUCACGUACUUUUAAUUUGUUUUUUUAUUUGAGAAGGGGCAGCGGCAUGUGGAAUGCGCUUCGAAACGGUUCAGGGCCGCACAGCGCAGCCGGGGGUUACGUCCCGUCUCAAGGAUGGGAGUUUGUACCGUGCAGCAGAAUCGAGAGGACUGAAAGAGGCAAAGGCAAAGACCGCAACGCACUCAGGAGGAUUUCCUCUCCGCCCACACUUUUCAGUCAUAUCUCCGAGAGCCGCUGCGACCGUGGAGGUGCAGGUGGCACGGGGGGGACGAAACUAGAAUUCCUCAAAGAACAAAUGUCGUCCGGCCCCGAAGCCCAAGUGCAGCCACAUACGCGCCUCAAAGAACAAAUGUCGUCCGAGACCCAAGGCCAAAUGCAGCAGCGGCAGCUGCUGCAUACGCGCCUCAAAGAACAAAUGUCGCCCGAGCCCGACAACCAAGCCCAAAUGCAGCAACAUACGCGGCUGAAAAAGAAAAUUGAGGAACUGAAAAAGCGCCACGUUCAGGAUAAAGUGGAGUGGAUGCAGGAUAAGGAGUCACUGCUCAGAGAAGUGGCUGACAUACAAACAGGGGAGAACCGGAGACUUUUGCUGGACCUAAAGACAGUGUUGGAAGAAGUGCAGGUGGAGGUGAAGCGAGAGGAAGAGAAGAGGAGUGAUUUGCAGCUGCAGUACACUCGAGACAGAUGCGCCUGGGAGCUGGAGAGGGCUGAGCUCAAGUGCCGCCUUGCACAGCUGGAAUCCAAAGGCAGCACCGGCGGAGUCCAAUGCGCGGAAGGUUCCGACCCAGCAGCGGCGAGCUGCGAAAAGCGCAGCGAGACGCCGAGGCUCCGUCUGGACGAAGAGAGGCCACUUCUGGCGGCGGCGCGCCGGAGCGACAUGGAGCUGCGCUGUCGCCUGGAGCACAACGAGAAGAAUUGGUUGAAGGAGAAAGCCCAAUUACUGGAGAGAUUUGACAUGGAGAGGAGUGAAUGGGAGAGCCAACUGAAAGAUAUGCAACGCAAAAUAGAAGAGUUGUACUGCGAGGUGAGGGCCAAGCGAGAGGGGGCUUCCGGCCGUCGGAAGGAAGAAGAAGAAGAAACGCCGAGUGUGCGCUCACUCAGCUCUGGUUCCGGCGUGCUCAGUGACUUGUCCCAGACGCAGAGCAGCGGCAGUCAGCUCCUCGAGCCCUUAGCCGACAUCGGGAGUGAGACUCGGCCGACGUCAGACACACUCCGUCGAGGAGAUCUGUCAACUGGCAAUGAAUGCGGGUGGAAAGAUGCUGUGAACGCUUGCGACUUUGAAAGCAUUUUCCGUCAAUCGAAUGGAAACGGACGGGCCACCGAGGCGGUGAAUGAAGAAUAUCGAUGCGUUGGAGAAAGUCCACUGUUGCUUGAGUGGCGUCAUGCCAGUGAGAAGAAGAAAAGCCCCACUGCUCUCAACGCUGCUCUGAAGGAGAUCGCUCGUGUCAGUGAGGAACUUUGUAGCUACCGGGAUGAGAUCCAAAAGAAGAGUGAGGAGAAAAGAUCGAGUCGAUCUGAGCGGCGCCUCUCACCACAGAAGGACGCGGAUAAAAGUGCACUCAGGUCAAAUGAGGCAACAUGUGAUCUCAGCCAAAUCUACAAUCCACUUCAAGAGUUGGAACACUGGACGGCCCUGUCACCCGAUGACAGGGAAAAGAAUUCCACUGACGACGUAGGGAAAAGCCCCGUAGCCCCCCCCGUUCCACCUCGCAGCUUCUCCCGGACUCCCUCUCAAACUGACACGGAACUCCACAUCCCCGAGUCCCCCCCCGCAACAGCAAAGUGCCACGGGCCGUGUCUCAGCCUAGACCAACCGUACGGCAGUCCGUCCGUUGUUAGAAAGUUCCAAGCCAUGUUGCGAGAAAAUGAAGGAAAGGUUUUUCGAGACGGCGCCGUGGCAUCGUACUCUGCUCCCGAUUGCGAGGGCUGCAGCGGCGGCGGCGGCCACAAGCGCUGGUCUUGCCGUCCGUUCACCGGCACCAAGUUGUCAGUCCAGAAGAGUUUCUCCGAAGCCAACAUACUGACCCGGGCCCGCUCAGCCUCCAACCCUGCUAUGCCUCCGCUUGCCAAGGAAUUAUCUGUAGAUUGGCUCAUCUCCUCCCCGGAAAUCUCACCGACCCGUCCCAAUUUGCAGAGCUCCAGGAGAAACGUCAUGUUGGAAAAAAAAACGGCAGAGUUCAACAGAACUUUGUUUCAAGCCGAGGUGGGCCGACACGUUCCGCAAGCAGAUGAUUGCCGACCGGAACCCGAACCGGACCAGUGUUUACUUCCCUUGCGUUGCCCCGAAGAUAUUGAAGACGCAUCAGCCGCUCCCACUUCACGUCUCCCCGAGGUCAAAGUGGAGCCAAAUAGCGGCGAAGCGGCCACAAUGACAAAUUGCACAUCUCGCAGCGUCGACGGAAGGCAAGGGUCAAGCGCUGGCCACGCCUUAAGCCCUCGCAGCCUUUCUGAGGUCCAGAAAAAGGUCCAAAGAGCAAGCGGAGCAGCCGACGAGCCUGCAAAUCCCUUUUCCCGUGGUCACCAUGCAAUAAAGGGAGCAAACGUCGGGCCGCUCGACAUCUCACUUCAGGAGCCUUGGACUGGGAGCCAAAUCGCCAAAGCGGCCUCUGUUUCUCCGACGGAGCGCUCCAGACCUGGCAAGCUGAAAGAGCAUCCCUGGAAGCCCCUCACUCUUGCCGCCUACCCCCGCCCCGAGGGUUCGCGCUCCAACUACGGAGCGUUGGAAAGAAUUCUCAAGCACUAUGCGGCUGAGGACCAGACGGAUGGCAUGGGACUAAAGGUGCGAGAGCAGCGGCGUCCAGCUCCUCCUCUGCGACUCGUUGGCCAAUGUGACGACGUACGGCAGCCGCUGCAGGUCCAAGACGAUAACAGAUGGGAAAACAUGACACCAUGUAAAGUAUUUGGAGCGCUCCAUUUAAUAGUGGCUCGAACGGUGUUAUCAUCUUUCAUGUUAAUUCAUGUGUUUGGCCACAGGAUGGAGUGGAGGCGCCUCCACCCAAACCCAGAAGGUCUUCACCAAGCCAAGCGACGUGCGCCUUCCCGGCGGCCAGCCGCUCCCUCCCACCCUCGUCUCCAAUCUUCUUUUGAUCUUCACCUCGCAGCGGUGAACUCGGAAAAACCUGAGCUUUUCUAUUCAGCCCGCACCACUGUUGGACACAGGAACUCUGAUCUCCUCUGUCACCCAUUUGAGUUUGCUUCCAAAUGAAUAGCAGCUUAAGU